AUGCCAACAAAACAUUGUCGUUUUGCAAAGUGUACGUCGGAUAAUCGCUAUCCAGAAGAAAAUGUGUUUUUUAUACCAUUUGUAAAACCUCAUAUCGACGAGGUACCAAAGGCACGAAAAAAAAGACUUUCAACAUCAACAAUUGAUUCUCUGUGCAGUCCAGACCAAAAAUCAAAAAGAGGCAAAGAUCUUAACUCUGAUUUUUUCAUUCAAAGUCAACAAAAUGAUGCUCCAGUAAACAAACUCCAACAAAAAGAUAUUCCAGUAGACGACUAUUUAACUCCUAAAUUUACUGAACCACCACCAAGUGAAAAAGAGCACACCAAUAAAUAUGUAGCUCUUGCAGAAAGUCAAACUUGUAUAGAAGUUGAAAGACCGCCAACUGAAUCAGCACUGAGGAUUUGGCACUCACAAUCAGGAACUAAUAACCACAUAACGAUAAAGCAAUUUAAAGUAUUAUCGUUAAAAAAUCAACUUUUUUUAACCCUUGUGAGAUUAAGAUGUGGUUUUUUAUUGUACGAUUUGAGUUGUCGGUUUGGAGUGAGUAUGAGUUAUAUUUCAAAAAUAACAACAACAUGGAUCCAAUUAAUGAGGGCAAGAGAAAUAGCUUCGGCUCGAAUACACGUGGAACGAUUCAUUGGUCGAAUGAAACAAUUUAGAAUAAUGCAAAGAAUCAUACCUAAAACUUUAUUACCUAUUGUAUCCCAAAUCGUUUUUGUUAUUGCAAUGUUAAUAAGUUUAUAUUUAUAUUUUUAUACGUUUAUCACAAGUAGUGGUAGCUUUUGUGGUAGUCUUAUCUCAAAAAAUUCCAUAGCUAAAAUAUUAUGGACUUUACAUAAUUUAGUGGUAAGAGCUUUUAUAAAAUUUUCAUCUCCAGAAAUCUUCUCGACUACAAAACCAUUCUUGGGUGUCCAGACAAUAAAUUCACAAUACUGCAACUCUAAAAUAGCCAAUCUAAAGUUAGUGGUGAGCAAUUUUUCAGCGUGUAAGGACACUUUAUUUCAAUACAGUAGAGAAGUUCAUUAUUUUCAAAAAUUAAUCCGUCUGGGCUACAACCAAGUCCUGGGAACUUAG
This is a messenger RNA of Cotesia congregata, 1074 nucleotides long. Lineage: Eukaryota; Metazoa; Arthropoda; Insecta; Hymenoptera; Braconidae. The record is from the annotation of a GenBank genome assembly.